UACCUUUAUUUCCCCUCGCUUUAUAWAUGCAAAACUUUUCAUUGGAGGAGCCAACAAAAUGAAACAAAAGAACUGACAGCUCGUUGUUUUUCUUGUCCGUCUCCAGGAUCAAUCAUGUCUGUUUUACUGAGGAGGGUGAGGCGCGCGGACGCAGCUGCUGCCUCUGUGCUGCAACGGGCAGAUUUCUGCACUGACUCAGAGAUCCGGUCUCUGACCCGAGAAGACCUGCACGAGCUGUUUCCUGGACCUGAGAAGCUGAAGCUGAGGAGGACCAUCUUUGGAAUAAUACACAAAAGAAAACCCAUUAAAGUGCUUUUGAAAGAACUCCAGGGUUUCAUCCCACAUGAUUCUCUCAGAGCUGCUCUAACCAACAGUGGAGUCCUGGUUGACUACCUCCACAUCCUGAAGGACGUGAAGACUCAGCUGAACCAUGUGCAGAGUUUCAUUGAAGCUCAUAUUGGUUUAUUGGAGGACAUUGACAAAGCUCAGCCAGACCAGCUACGAGACCAAGGUGUUUUAAAAAGAACAAGCACCUCAGCAUCCUGCGCUCCGAUGGAUCUCUACAACAGUCCAGGAGAUGUGUAUCCUUACAGAGCUCAAGGUGAUGAGCCCGUCAUUUUGGUGUCGAUGCAUCACACUCUUGAGGUCAYGCACACGAAGCUGAGACGAACGUGGUCCGCUUACUCAAACAUUGUGCUGCACGUGGACGUUUUCUACCACGAGACGGAGCGUGGAUUGCUGAGGUGUCAGGAGAACAGUGCUGCUGUCUCUUGGAUACAGAAUAAAUUACUGGAGUACAGCAUUCCAAGAACUAAAUAUGUGAAUGGGGAAGGUAAUGAUGCUGACAAAGACCGGGGCUCCCAUCCUGACAGUGAGAUUGGUUUUAGGUUGUUCAGCAGUGGAAGUAGCAGCAGCAGCACUUGCAGCAGUGAUAGUUGUAGUAAAAGUAUUUGGGGGCCGGGCGAGUAGAAGUUGUUGUGAUGUUGUGUCAAAUCAAGUGUUGCCACUCUAUUUUUUAUAAUGUUUUAAAGUAAAUAUAUUUUAUUAGUUCAAUUUGUUAUGCUUGUUUGUUAGUGAUGUAUCAUUAUCUGACAUCUUAAAAGUAGCAUAACAUUUUGCUGUUGUGUUGUAUUUUGUAUUUUUAAUAACAGGUAAAUAUAUAAGUAGAUUUAUCCUCAUUUAAUUUUGAUUUAUUUGAAUAAAACAUGAUUCUGAUUGAAAAGACAAAA
Messenger RNA from Austrofundulus limnaeus, 1229 nucleotides. RefSeq lists its product as uncharacterized. NCBI's taxonomy places the organism in Eukaryota, Metazoa, Chordata, Actinopteri, Cyprinodontiformes, Rivulidae. The record is from RefSeq and is a predicted model, not a curated record.